Myripristis murdjan (pinecone soldierfish) is the source of this 1498-nucleotide messenger RNA. RefSeq names its product corticotropin-releasing factor-binding protein-like. Gene Ontology annotation, biological process: negative regulation of corticotropin secretion; hormone-mediated signaling pathway; negative regulation of corticotropin-releasing hormone receptor activity. Lineage: Eukaryota; Metazoa; Chordata; Actinopteri; Holocentriformes; Holocentridae. Gene Ontology annotation, molecular function: corticotropin-releasing hormone binding. The record is from RefSeq and is a predicted model, not a curated record. The transcript is spliced from 7 exons. The coding region runs from base 30 to 998 and encodes 322 amino acids.
UUAGGAAACACUUUACCAGGAGAAGCACAAUGUCGGUGGCUCCACGCACACAGCUCUUCCUCUUUCUUAUCUCCAUCUCAUCCCACAUGGGGCUCAGUCGCUAUAUUGAGGACAACGAAGCCGCAGAGGGAAUUCACGCUCUGCUCAGUUUGGACCAAAAAAGAGAAUCGGAUGAUUUUGUUUUCCGCCGGCCCCUCAGAUGUUUGGACAUGUUGGCCACUGAGGGCUACUUUACCUUUGUGGCCUCUCGGCCACAGCUGGCAUGCGCAGCUUUCCUCAUCGUUGAACCCAGUGAGGUCAUCAGUCUGGAGCUCUCUGACGUCAACAUCGACUGCAGCGCCGGGGACUUCAUCAAGAUGUUUGACGGCUGGGUUCUGAAGGGAGAGAAGUUCCCCAGCGGCCAGGAUCACCCUCUGCCUCUGCAUCAGCGCUACACAGAGUACUGUUCCUCCGCAGCGCCAGGAACUACCAGCUACUCCUCUCAGAACGUGGCCAUGGUCUUCUUCCGCAUUCACAGCCCUGACAGCGGAUUCACCCUCAUUGUCAGAAAGCUCCACAACCCCUUCCCCUGUAACAUCAUGUCUCAAAGUCCAGAGGGGAGUUUUACCAUGGUGAUGCCACAUCAGCGCAGGAACUGCAGCUUCUCCAUCAUCUACCCUGUGGAGAUCCAGCUGACAGAACUCAGCCUUGGACAGGCCAAGAGCAACGAGCUCAGACCACAGAAGCAGGUGUGGUCGGGCUGUGUGCAGUCAGGUGACUAUGUGGAGCUUCUGGGUGGGAACGGGGUGGACACCUCCAAGAUGUUCCCUGUGGCCGACCUGUGUUACUCUCUCAGUGGGCUGGCCCAGAUGAAGAUUGGUUGUGAUAACACGGUGGUGAGGUUGGUGUCCAGUGGGAACUUUAUCAACCGUGUUUCCUUCCAGUACCAACUACUGGAACGCACCGAACUCCCCAAAACUAGAGAGAACACUCUGGAUGACUUCUGCACUGUGGAAUGAGAUCUCUCUCUCUAUCUCUCUCUCUCUCUCUCUCUCUUUCUCUCACACACACACACACACACACACACACACAUAUACAGACAGAAUAUACAGUCAUCCAUCCCCCUGUAAAUACACCAGUUUGAUGGCAAAAUCCCAAUUAAUGAAUUCCUUCAAUAAAAAUGUAUUGUUUUUGCCAAAUAUUUUAUCAGGUAUGUUAUUAUGUCAGCUUUCAUCAUAGGAUAUUUAUUCAAAGAAUUAUUUUUUAUUAAUCACAUUUUUCCUUGAAAUGGUUAUUAGCUGUGUGGGAUGAUUUAUUUUUUUCAUUUUUACCUUUUUUUUUUUGUGGAAUUAUGUGAAACGUUUUUUGCCAAGUGCAUUUGUAUCAAGAACUCACUCAUUUACCCUCUGUUUAUAUCAGCUGCUAUGUUCUUUGGGAGGUUUUACAUUUCAUCUGUUGUUUCGAUUCUGUUCUGUUGCACAUACGGCUUAAAAAUAAAUAUGACUUGCAUGAUAAAGCA